UAUAUAAAUUUUAUUUGUCAACAAAAGCUAUCAAUCAUUUUGAAUAAUCACCAUAAUCUUUUGAAUAAUAUGACUCGCCCUCCAAACCAUGAUGGACAUCUGUAAAACGCUUCUCAACGACCUUUCAAUGCUGACAUCGUCACCACCCCCCAGAGAUGGCGCCUUAAAAUCUAUCGCUACAAGCAAACGAAAUUCGAAUAUAUUAUCAACGAUAGACAGUAUCCCAAUUUCUAAAAAGGAUACAGAGGAGGUUAUUAUGGUGCAAGAUCACGUGUUCAGUAUAAAUAUUCAGUACACUAAUUCGGAGUACAUUGAGCUGCAGGUAACGCCUAAUGAGAUGGUUCAAGAAAUUCAUCAAGUUUUGAUGGAUAGAGAGGAGACCUUUCAUCGCACAUGUUUCUCAUUGCAAUUCCAAGGAACUACUCUAGACCAGUUUUCGGAGCUGAAAACCUUUCAAAACUUAAUAGACAAUUCUUUGCUUAAAAUUGUCGAAGAAUCCUACACCCUCAGAGAGGUAAGAAUCCAUGUGAGGCACAUAAAGGAUAUUCUGAAUUCCCUGGACUUAAGCGAUGCUUUCAAUGGCAUAGAAGGCGCCUCAUUGUCAUACGUCAAUACAUUCAUCGGACAGGAUAAUUUGAUAGAAGCCAUCGAAAAGCAAAAUAUAUCGAAGUUAUUACAAACAGCCAAUAUUGCAGACGCCUCGAAUGCCGAAUUACCGCCCGAACACAUACAACCCAAAUACUCGAAGGACAUAUCCCUUAUACCUUUACAUCCUGUUUCUUCUAAGGAAAAGGCUAUACUUUGCUUGAAGUCUUUAGCCUUCAACCACUGGAACCCUCCGCCUGGCCCUCGCAAAAUGAAGGGAGACUUAGCCUACAUAACUGUGAUCACGUUAGAGGAUAAAGAAUUUCACAUAACGGCGUGCGUUAGAGGAUUUUACGUUAAUCAAUCGGUAAAUGGAACGUUCAAUCCAUCGCCUCAUUCAGAUUCUCAAAAUUUCCAUUCUCUUUUUGAUUUAUUGAAUAAGAUUAGUCCCCUUUUUAAGCGAAAUUUAUCCGUUUUAAUCAAAAAACGCAACGCUCAAAAUUCGUUAGAAAAAGUUCCGGUUCCAUUUCAAAAAUAUUCCUGGAUCUUGCCGUUUCUAGAGCACAGGGAAGACGCCAUUAGAGCCGAAGAUAUAUUCGAAUCUAGACUUGGUUUCGAAGAUCACGUACCAGGCCAGACCCGGGAUUGGAACGAAGAACUUCAAGGAACGCGUGAGUUGCCGCGAAAAGACCUUGCAGAACGUGUUGCCAGAGACCGAGCAGUAUUCAAAGUCGGGGCCGAUUUGGCUACAGCCGCUGCUAAAGGAGCCCUGUCUAUCUCACGCGGAAAUGCGCUGCCCAUCAAUCCCGGCGAGAGUUCGAAGAUGCAUAUGUACAUAUGGAAUAACAUAUUCUUCAGUCUGGGGUUCGACAUAAGAGAUCAUUACAAAGAAUUGGGAGGCGAUUUUGCAGCCUACGUGGCACCCGCCAACGAUCUGAGAGGUGUCGAAAUAUACUCUGAUUUGGAUGUAGAAAAAUUUCAUACAUUAGGAACGGUGAUUGUAGAUUAUAAAGGAUAUCGAAUAACAGGGCAAACUAUAAUACCAGGAAUAUUGGAACGAGAGCAGGAGGAAUUAGUUGUUUACGGGAGCAUCGAUUCUAGCCCUUCGCCCGUCACCAACAAUUCUAAUUUACCUAAUGGUAAAAAUGAGGAUGAAACCGUGUCCCAUCAGAAAAGCGUUGAUAAAGUUAUUAUUAGAACCAACGUUGAAUACGAUAAAAUACUCAAAGAAAUAGCCUCCAAACUUAGGGUUAGCACUCAUAGAGUGUAUAGUGAUAGCCCAUCCAAAAUGGCCGUUAUUCCAAAGACCGAGAUUAAUGGAGAAUUAUCUACCAUCGAUCAUAUUGAUAAAGUUGACUGCGAAAUAAUUGAAUUGCAUACGUCUUACGAAUGCAAGGGGAUCAUAGGCAAUGAUCGUAGGCGUUAUAUAUUAGAUUUAUUCCGCACUCUUCCUUCCGAUCUCAAUUUCUUACCAGUUGACGGAUUCAAAUUAAGCGCCGAAUCGAGAAAAUUGGGACUACCGCAGAAAUACAAACAUCAAUUAUGCGUCUUAAGGCCCGAACUGGUUGAAGCCUUCGUUGAAUAUGUAAUAGGUUUAGCCUCGCCUCCCCAACUCUCAGAGAACCAUGAGAAACAAAAGGAUAAACACAAUAUACCAAAUGACAACAUAGGAGAAAAAAAUGAGCUAGACUCGGAUCAUAUAAUCACGGAAGAUAUGAUGAAUAUGAGUAGCCUUAUAUUGACCGAUGAAAAUGUUAUCACUAACGGUUCCAAGAAAGUCGCCUACAAAAAUUUUGCAAAUUUAAACGAUUGCGAUGGCUCCAGUAAUUCCGGCAUCUCAUCUCAUUCGGAAGACAAGGACUCUGCAAUCGAUUCUAUGGAUAUUAAUGGUUUAGAAGAUAGAGAAGAUAGCGAUGAGGAUAUUUCACCCACAAACAUAUUAAAGAAUGAUAUCAAUGAUAUCAAUUCAGAAAAAUUAUUUUAUAACGGCGUGGAUAAAAGUAAAGACUCUCAAGAUUCCUCUUCCGAAAUUAAAUUAAAAUUACGUACUAAAUUCCCCUUAUCCCUCGAGGACCUUAAAUUCAAUCCUGACGCAUUCUUAAAGAGCGUACGUCACGUACCUGAAGAUGCCGAAAAAUUGAAAGCAGAAAGAAAGCUUCUAUUAGAUAUUGCGGAUUUUGUGAUAUGUUAUCAAAUACCGGAUAUGUUGAAUGAUUUUAAAGAGCAUACCGCGGUUCCGAUUGACGGCUUUUCCCUUGUUGAAAUGUUGCACUUGAAGGGUAUAAAUGUCCGAUAUCUAGGAAUUAUCGCUAAAAAAUUGGAGUGCCAUUCCAAUCUCACGUAUUUAAAAAAUAUAGCUCUCCAUGAAAUGAUAUCCAGGAGCGCUAAACAUGUUUUUAAAAAUUUAAUUCAAAACGUCGAACCCUCUUACCUUUCAAUCAUGAUUGCACAUUUCCUGAAUUGCUAUUUAGGUUCUUACGCUGAUCCAAUUACCAAUUUGGCAUCUAUUAUUGAGCCUCAUAAAAAUGGGAAAAAGAAGUAUAAAAAGAAGAAAACGUUUAACUCUAUUACGAAUAAUGGUAACACGGAUUGGAUCAAUUUGACUCCCGGAUAUUUAUGGAAAAGUAUUUGUAAAGAUGUCGAGUUGUCCUAUAUAUAUAGCAUUAAAGAGGGCGAAAACUUCGACCAAUUCUCGAAACUCAAGCAACUUAAAAAAUUGGUGUUCUUACGACAAUUUUGCCUUAAGUGCGGCGUUCAAAUCGUUUUGAGGGAAUACGCGUUGGACAGCCCCAUUCGUAUGACCUUUCACGAGGACGAUAUUAUCAACAUGUUCCCCAUCGUGAAACACGUGACACAUAAAGCUAACGACGCUCACACAUUUUUCCUAGCAGGUCAAACCAAAAUUCAGCAAGGCUAUUUAAAAGACGGUUUCGAAUUGAUAUCAGAAUCCCUUAAUCUUAUGAACAGCGUGUACGGGCCUCUUCACACCGAAAUAACUUCCUGCUUGAGACUCCUGGCUAGGUUGUGUUAUAUACUGGGAGAUCGAUUUCAAGCAUUAGCCUUUCAACACAAAGCGACCAUAAUGAGCGAACGGAUAUUUGGAAUUGAUCACUCGAACACCAUCAUCGACUACAUUAAUUUAGCGUUAUAUUAUGUGGCGAAUUUUAGAACGGGUUGCGCGCUUAAAUUGUUGUACAGAGCAAGGUAUCUACUCUUAUUGAUAACGGACAAUGACCAUCCCGAAUUAAUAGCUUUAGAUAGUAAUUUAGGAUUGGUGCUAUAUGCCAAUGGACUCUACGAAUUAUCAAUGUCCUAUCUAGAAAAUGCGUUGAGACUUAGCAUAGACUAUUAUGGUGAAACUAACCUUAAAACGGCGGUCAUUCAUCAUUUGAUAGCCGGUGUCCAUUCAUGCAAAGGUGAUUUCAGGACCGCAAUCAUUAAAGAAAAACAGGCCUUCAAUAUAUAUAAAAAUUCUUUAGGAGAAAAUCACGAUAAAACCUCCGAGAGUGCGGCAUGUUUAAGGCAUUUGACUCAACAAGCCGUAGCCAUGCAAAAAUGUCUCAACGCUUCCGCUAAUAAAUCAACCCACGGAAAUGCUAAUAACACAAAUAAUACUUACUUUAGCAAUAAUUUCCUCCCGUCCCUUCACAUACAAAAACCCUCUUUAACAGCCAUAUUGGAUCUCAUGAAUAUCAUCAAUGGAAUUCUUUUUGUACAGAUAAGACCUAGUGAUCUGAAUAAUUUUACCGAGGCGGAAAAACAAUUGAUUCUGACCACAGCUCAUAACCUAUCAAUAGCGAGUUCUCAAAAUGAAAAUGUAACUGAUCAAACCUUAAAUACCAUCAAAAAUAAUGUUAUAGCGGAACUGAUAUAUAACGAAAAAUGAGCAAUAUUUUGCUUUUGCGCACAAAAAAAUACAAUCAAAAAGUCACAAUCAAAAAUAAUAUGUUUUAAAUUAUAAAAAUAUA
This is a messenger RNA of Gordionus sp. m RMFG-2023, 4553 nucleotides long. RefSeq names its product clustered mitochondria protein homolog. Gene Ontology annotation, biological process: intracellular distribution of mitochondria. The record is from RefSeq and is a predicted model, not a curated record. Gene Ontology annotation, molecular function: protein binding; mRNA binding. Lineage: Eukaryota; Metazoa; Nematomorpha; Gordioida; Chordodea; Parachordodidae. Gene Ontology annotation, cellular component: cytoplasm.